Messenger RNA from Cryptomeria japonica (Japanese cedar), 1665 nucleotides. Its product is annotated as putative F-box/FBD/LRR-repeat protein At1g78760. Gene Ontology annotation, molecular function: protein binding. Lineage: Eukaryota; Viridiplantae; Streptophyta; Pinopsida; Cupressales; Cupressaceae. Bases 216 to 1562 code for a protein of 448 amino acids. The record is from RefSeq and is a predicted model, not a curated record. The transcript is spliced from 2 exons.
CUCCUGUGUGUUAAUUUGCCAUUGUGAACUUUUAAUCUUGCCAAGGUUAUGUUGAAAUUCCUAUAGAGCAAUCUUCUGGAGUUUUGAGUGCCUCCAUUGCAAGCUCAAACUGAGGAGUCAUGAAAGUAUCGAGGUAUUAAGAUACUGUGCAUGCUUUGUUUUUGUUAUUUUAUUUACCUCAUUUCUUUUAUUAUCCUCAACCUCCUCUUACAAUCAUGUCUGCCCACGAUGCAUUCUGCACACUUCCUGAUUCUCUUGUUGCUUUAAUACUAUCAAAAAUGCCAAUAAAAGACGCUGUCAAAUCUUGUGUUCUUUCCAAGAGGUGGAGAUUUCUCUACACCCAGAUGCCUCAACUCACUUUCGAUCCAUAUGAGAUGUUUUUUGGCACUUCCCUCAAUCCGCUCUUCAUGUCAAGGGUUGAGAAUAUCAUUUCCAAUAUCUUGCUUUUGCACUCGCGCAAUCUGGAGGGAUUUCACCUCCACAACAACAACACACGGGUGAACUUCAAUCGUGAAAAUGUGUGUAAAUGGGUAGGAUAUGCAUCUCGCUGCAAUGUCCAACAUCUCACUCUCUAUGAUCACACCACUUUUCCAAGCGCUUUAAUAGAAAUCCCACCCACUGCUCUCUUUUCAUGUUCGCGUCUCAUAACACUUUAUCUGGCUAAGUACGAUCUCACCAACUUCCCAAUCGAUUUCGUUGGAUUCCCCCACCUCCUUACUUGUCACCUCCGAUAUGUUCAAUUGACAGAUGGAUCUUUGGUCUCCUUCAUUUCGCUCUGUCCCCGUCUGCAGAAACUUGAAAUAAGGGGAGAUUCUGGGCUAGGUAAUGCCGUGAUAUUUUCAUCCACACUUGAACAUUUGAGUAUGGAAAGAGUAAAGUCUCUGUCUGUUAACUGCCCCAAUCUUAGAACUGUGGCGGGGGAAUGGAUUGAGGAUUUAAGUGUGAAUGGUGUACGGUUAUAUGAACUUUCUUAUGCCAUCUUUCAUCUUGAAAUGGACAGUGGAGGUACUCUGAGGACAUUGGACCUGAAUUGCUCACCUGCAAUGAAUUUUGGAGGUAUUCCAGGAAUUGUUUCAGCAAGUAGAGUUCUUCAAAUUGUGGGCAACUUCCACUCCCUGAAGAAACUUGACAUACACCUGCGUUAUCCCUGGGUGUUCAAAAGGGAAGCAGGUAUGAAUGUUCCUCUAUUGGACCUAUUUCACAGGCUUCCAAAUCUUCAUACGCUCUCUAUGUUGGGCUACUUUCUUCAGGAGGCGGCAAGAGAUCCUAUACCUGACUGCCUUGCAUCUCCACAUGUUAACCUCAAGAAAAUAUGCGUAGAAAUUGUUGAGUUUGACGAGAAAGAAGUUGCAGUGAUAAGUUGCUUGCUUCAAAGUACACCCUCCCUGGAAGCAUUGGAAAUUAAGGUACCUGAUGAAUGGGAUGAGAGUGAGAGUGAGAGUGAGUAUGAUUAUGAGGGUGAAUAUGAGGGUCAAUGUUUGAAGCUGUUUAAAGAUAUUAUGUAUCUCAGGAGGGCAUCCUCACUAGCAAGGAUAAUUGUACUGGAUAAAUGCUCCAAGUAAUAUGCUGAAAAAACUAUGGUCUUUUGAACUGCAUAACUGUGUCCUCUGUAAUACCCUGUUUAUGGUAUUUAAUUCUAUGCUCCUUUUUGCUUUUAAUGAAAAA